AUGCUGCAUGCCGACAACCUAAUACAAAGAUAUGAAACCGCUCAGUCCUCCGCGUUCCGCGAAUAUCGAACCUGGAAAGAGUCGAAGUGGGGCGAGGACGCGUUGGACGAGGUGGAGAUCGAAGACGAAGACGUUUACCUGGAGUUGAGUUUGCCUUCGGUGUUUGCGAAUCCGUUGAUCCAGGUCCCGCCUCUAAAGGAGUUGCUGGAGACGGUAUAUAGCCGCGUCGCAGCGCACGCGAUAUCACUGGUCUCCGUGGUGACCUCGGUGGGCUACUAUUACCGGCACCCGCGGCUGAUCCCGGGAGCGCUAAAAGAUCUCUUUGUGGUACUACUACCCAUUCAAUAUACACCUCCCUCACUACCGCGGUUAUGGCCCCCCACGCCGCGAGCAGGGCCGGUGACCGUGACGCCCCGGAGUCCGAGGACAUGUCGGACUCCUCCGAGCAGCAGCCUUCAGCCUGGCAGCAGCCUUCAACCUGGGAGCAGCCUUCAGCCUGGGAGCAGCGGUGAGUCUGGCAAUGUUUCGCCUUUGCUGAUGCCAAUGAGUUCGGCUGUUAGUUCGCUCUCACUGUUGCGGUCUCGGAGUCCUGCGACGGGUUCCGAGCUGGUGGUGGACCAGGACGACAUUUUCGAUGACGGCGAUGAGGACGAAGGCGCGCCGCCCGACGGCGACGAGGAACCCUGCGACGGGUUAUGUGGCGCCGCCGCGCGUGCUAGUAAGGCCGUUUCAUUGGACAGAGUGGAGCUCGAUGAAGGCCCCGCAAGUCUGUUCAAGUUUUUGCUGCGUUGGGGCUGGGCGCUAUGUCGCUUCUCUGUCUUUGUUUUCGCCGGCCUCCUUGCGGCCAGCGUCAGCCUGGUAGUCGUGCUCGUAGCCUCCUGCGUCUGCUGCUUCCUUCCCAGCACCUGGUUCCGACUACCACCCAGACCACGGGCAAACGACCAUUACUUACCCAACACGCCGACGUAA
Molecule: messenger RNA, 969 nt
Organism: Gregarina niphandrodes
Lineage: Eukaryota; Apicomplexa; Conoidasida; Eugregarinorida; Gregarinidae
Product: putative transmembrane protein
Exons: 2
Coding region: 1-969 (322 amino acids)
Source: RefSeq, a predicted model, not a curated record